This is a messenger RNA of Salarias fasciatus (jewelled blenny), 1433 nucleotides long. It is a transcript of the gene selenof, whose product is annotated as selenoprotein F. The record is from RefSeq and is a predicted model, not a curated record. Gene Ontology annotation, molecular function: oxidoreductase activity. Gene Ontology annotation, cellular component: endoplasmic reticulum lumen. Lineage: Eukaryota; Metazoa; Chordata; Actinopteri; Blenniiformes; Blenniidae. The transcript has 5 exons.
GUAGCUUCUGUAACAAAGCGGAUCCAAAAUGUCGGGAGAGGUGUCUUCUCUCCUCUGGUUUCUCUCUCUUCUACACACGCUGUCGGCGUAUGGAGCCGACCUGUCGUCUGAGGCGUGCAGGGAGCUGGGCUUCUCCAGCAACCUGCUGUGCAGCUCCUGCGACCUGCUCGGGGAGUUCAGCCUCACCAAACUGCAGCCCAACUGCCGGCAGUGCUGCCAGCAGGAGGCCCAGAUGGAGGCUCGCAAGCUCUACGCUGGAGCCAUCCUCGAGGUGUGUGGAUGAAAACUGGGGAGGUUCCCUCAAGUCCAAGCUUUUGUCAGGAGUGACAAGCCGAAGAUGUUCAAGGGUCUUCAGAUCAAGUACGUGAGAGGCUCGGAUCCUGUGCUCAAGCUUUUGGACGAUAACGGGAACAUAGCAGAGGAGCUCAGCAUCCUCAAGUGGAACACAGACAGCGUGGAGGAGUUCCUGAGUGAGAAGUUAGACCUAAUAUAGACAUGUCCCAAUUUCAGUUUCUCUCCUUUUUUUUUUAAACUUCAUCAAAAGAAAGAUUUCCUCUAAAUUAUGUACAAAAAAAAAGAGAAUUCUCCGUGUUUGAUCUAGAUGUGCAGACAUUUUCAUCACAGCUGAGAGGUCUGUCUGGCCGCCCUCUGAGGAAUUAGUGGGAUUCGCUGACAAAUUUACACAAAUAUCUGUACAACUCCUCUUUUCAUAUGUAUGAGCUGCUUGCUGUGGGUUGACAUCUUUACGCUUUGUUUCUGGCGAUUGGUCGAGCUACCUUCUGCUGAAGAAACCGUCCAGAAGACCACAGACUGACCGCUAGCGCUGCCGGAGAAUUUCAGUGUUUUUCAGGACCACAAAUGAAAUACCUCCUGGUUUGUUUGUUUUUUUUUUCUCCCCAAACUGCAUAAAACUGAAGAGACAGAUCUGUCAGAGCGUAGUGAAGGAAACUGUCUGCAUGCCGAGAGAUCGCAGGAGAGCAAAAGUGAUUCUUUUGUAGUCUGUUUGAAGAGACUGUUAUUUACCAAUUUGUAUACCUGUCAGGAUUUGAUCGAACACGUUUAGUAAGCACACCUGGAACUGCUAACUCUUCCAGAUGAAUCAUGAUGCAUAAUGACUUCGUUUCGUUGUUUCUCAGUGGGAGCUUCAGUUUUCCUUGUUCUCUCUCUGUCUGAUAUUCUUGUAUAAUUAUUUUUUUAUAUCGCUGGAUGUUGUGACUGAACGGGUCCUCGUUCCUCUUCGGGUGCAGAUGUUCGCGGAGGCACACGUCAGUGACGGGCUCACAGUAAACCAGCUGUGGGAUGUGAGCUCUGAUGGAAACUUGUGGGUUUUUUUCCUGCGUCUUCUGCCUCGAGGAGGAACUGGAUUUGUUUUUGGAAGCUUGUUGAGAUGAGGUGAUGGUUUAAUUAUGCAACAAUAAACGCUUUCCAAAGGG